Saxophila tyrrhenica is the source of this 1215-nucleotide messenger RNA. RefSeq lists its product as uncharacterized. The transcript has 3 exons. The coding region runs from base 1 to 1215 and encodes 404 amino acids. Gene Ontology annotation, biological process: transmembrane transport. Lineage: Eukaryota; Fungi; Ascomycota; Dothideomycetes; Mycosphaerellales; Extremaceae. Gene Ontology annotation, cellular component: endoplasmic reticulum. The record is from RefSeq and is a predicted model, not a curated record.
AUGCGUUCAUUCCUAUCUAUUGGUGCGGCGGCGAGCUGCCUGCUGUCCAAUGUCGUUGCUACUCGCAUCCCAGCUAGAGUAGGCGCGAGAGCGGCGGAUAGCGUGGUCAAGCCGAAGGUCAUGAUCGUAAGCAUGUUCGAUCCGGAAGCGGACGUAUGGUAUGGCAUCCCGGAGUUCGAUGUGUUGGCGAUGAACAUCACCAUUCCUGGAGGGAGCCCGCUCUUUCCUGAUGUGCACUGCACGGCAAAUGGUGACGUCUGUCAGUACACCAUUGGCGAGAGCGAGAUCAACGCCGCAACCUCAAUUGCCUCUCUCGUCCGCUCUCCGCGCUUCGAUCUCACAACCACCUACUUCAUGAUCGCCGGCAUCGCCGGGGUCAACCCAGAAGUCGCAAGCAUCUGCAGCGUCACCUUCGCCAAAUACGCUGUCCAAGUCGCCUUGCAAUACGAGUUCUCCCAAUUCGAGAUCCCAACCAACUUCACAAGCGGCUACAUCCCUCUCGGCGCUCACUCACCGCAGCAAUACCCAACCUCCAUCUACGGCACCGAAGUCUUCGAGUUCAACCAAGACCUCCAGCACUGGGCCGCCGAGCAAGCCCGCACCGCUUCUCUAAACGACAGCUCCGACGCCGUAGCCUACCGUGCCAACUACGGUGUCAACGCCGCCUACGCCGCCGGAGCCGCUCCACCAGCCGUCUACGAAUGCGACGUAGCGACCUCAGACGUCUACUACUCCGGCACCAUUCUCGGCGAGGCCUUCGGCAACUUCACCACCCUCAUCACGAACGGCAGCGGCGUCUACUGCACCACUGCGCAAGAAGACAACGCUACAGGCGAAGCUCUGCUCCGCGCAGCCAUCGACAAGCUGCUCGAUUUCUCCCGUGUGAUUGUCAUGCGUACGGCGUCCGACUUCGAUCGUCCGUACCCUGGUGAAGCGGCGACGACGAAUCUGUUCUGGGCGGAGCAGGGAGCUUUUGGGCCUGCGAUCGAGAAUAUUUAUCUGGCGGGGAUUAAGGUGGUGAAUGGGAUUUUGGAUGGUUGGGAUGGGCAGUUUGCGAGGGGUAUGAAUGCGAGUAAUUAUGUUGGAGAUAUCUUUGGCUCGUUGAAGGGAUCGAUUGAGCCGGACUUUGGGCCUUAUACUUAUAACAACAAUCCAGUCAAGCGGAGCACGAAGAGCAUGAGACGCAAGACCAUGAAGCCGGUCAGGGUGUUGUAG